UUUCAGGCAUAGGGUCUGUAAGAAACGAGGAGGAAGGCAAGUCAUGGUUCCGAGGGAGCAGUAAAGUUACUUUUAAAUUAUCUGACAGACAACUGAGAUGUUUACAAAUAAUCAAAGACAAGAAGAAAGAACCGGAAAAUAUGGAACCCCAAGACUCCAAUACCUUCAGGAGUUGGUGAACCAGUUUCAGAAUGCAGCGGAUGAAGAAAGAAAAGAGAGGAUAGUUGCUAACUUGGCAAACUUUGCUUAUGAUCCUUAUAACUAUACAUUCUUGCGUCAGCUAAAUGUUUUGGAGCUAUUCCUUGAUUGUAUAACAGAACCAAAUGAGAAGCUUGUGGAAUUUGGGAUUGGAGGAAUAUGCAAUUCUUGUGCUGAUCCAGCAAAUGCUGCUAUCAUCACUCAGUCCGGAGGCAUACCCCUCACUAUCCAAUGUUUAUCAAGCCCAGUAAGAAACACUGUUAAUUAUGCUCUUGGUUCUCUUUAUUAUCUCUGUAACUCAUCUACCAAGGAAGAGAUUCUAAAGCCAGAAGUUUUAGAUGUUAUCAAGAGGUAUGCUGCUUGUGAAACAGUAAAUGUAAGCUUCAGUAAUCUGGCUAAAGCUUUCUUAGACAAGCAUGUGUAUGAAAACAAGUGACAUUAGCAUGCUUGAUGUUGAUAUGGAAGAUUCAUCCCCAGUUCAUUGUCCAAAACGAAUACAUUCUUCCAAUGAAAGUCGUCAUCGUUGUCGUCAUCUAUUUCACAAUAUAAGUUUUCAUCCAUUUUUUCUUAGAAAAAAGAAAGUUUUGUACAGCUAUCAGAGUCCUGUAAUAUUUUGGCAUUUUCAGAAGCUAAUUUAACUGCACAAGCUGAUUACUGAAUUUUAUUGCAUAAAAUCUCAAUACAGGCAAAGUGAAAUUUAAUGUUGCCAA
This is a messenger RNA of Populus nigra (black poplar), 908 nucleotides long. RefSeq lists its product as uncharacterized. Bases 98 to 634 code for a protein of 178 amino acids. The record is from RefSeq and is a predicted model, not a curated record. NCBI's taxonomy places the organism in Eukaryota, Viridiplantae, Streptophyta, Magnoliopsida, Malpighiales, Salicaceae. The transcript is spliced from 6 exons. Gene Ontology annotation, molecular function: protein binding.